Messenger RNA from Trichomycterus rosablanca, 3477 nucleotides. RefSeq names its product cullin 3b (gene cul3b). Lineage: Eukaryota; Metazoa; Chordata; Actinopteri; Siluriformes; Trichomycteridae. The record is from RefSeq and is a predicted model, not a curated record. Gene Ontology annotation, cellular component: Cul3-RING ubiquitin ligase complex. The transcript is spliced from 16 exons. Gene Ontology annotation, molecular function: ubiquitin protein ligase binding. Bases 188 to 2491 code for a protein of 767 amino acids. Gene Ontology annotation, biological process: ubiquitin-dependent protein catabolic process; protein ubiquitination.
UCCGCCAUCAUUCGGCAGUAGAGUGCUAGUAGAGGCGAGCGGUCGGUUGUCAACAAGUCUGGAGUGAAGAAGAUCUCCGACUGUUACAGCAGCUCUAGUGGAGGCUGAUAAUCGGCUCCACAAACUUAUUCCCCUGCAGGACUAGGAGCAGAGUUUCAUGUGAACGCAGAAAAACAAAGAGCCAAACAUGUCCAAUCUCAGCAAAGGCGGCACCAAAAAGGACACCAAGAUGAGGAUACGGGCUUUUCCUAUGACGAUGGACGAGAAGUACGUCAACAACAUCUGGGACCUUCUCAAGAACGCCAUCCAGGAGAUCCAAAGGAAGAACAACAGCGGCCUGAGCUUCGAGGAGCUGUACAGGAACGCGUACACUAUGGUGCUGCACAAACACGGAGAGAAGCUCUACACGGGUCUGCGGGAGGUCGUCACCGAGCACCUCAUUUACAAAGUGCGUGAGGACGUAUUAAAUUCUCUGAACAACAACUUCCUACAAACGUUAAACCAAGCCUGGAACGACCACCAGACAGCCAUGGUGAUGAUCAGAGAUAUCCUGAUGUACAUGGACCGAGUUUACGUGCAACAGAACAACGUGGAAAACGUCUAUAAUCUGGGGCUCAUCAUCUUUCGGGACCAGGUGGUUCGCUACGGCUGCAUCCGGGACCACUUGAGGCAGACUCUGCUAGACAUGAUAGCCCGCGAGAGGAAGGGCGAGGUGGUGGAUCGGGGUGCCAUACGUAAUGCCUGCCAAAUGCUGAUGAUCUUAGGCCUUGAAGGCCGAUCUGUCUAUGAAGAGGACUUCGAGGCGCCGUUCUUAGAAAUGUCUGCAGAAUUCUUCCAGAUGGAGAGUCAAAAGUUCUUGGCCGAGAACAGCGCGAGCGUGUACAUAAAGAAGGUGGAGGCCCGGAUAAACGAGGAGAUCGAGCGAGUGAUGCAUUGCCUGGAUAAGUCCACGGAGGAGCCCAUCGUGAAGGUGGUGGAGCGUGAGCUCAUCUCUAAGCACAUGAAGACUAUUGUGGAAAUGGAGAACUCUGGCCUCGUCCACAUGCUUAAAAAUGGAAAGACAGAAGACCUGGCAUGUAUGUAUAAGCUGUUCAGCAGGGUGCCAAAUGGUCUAAAGACAAUGUGCGAGUGCAUGAGCGCCUACCUGCGGGAGCAGGGCAAGGCUCUAGUGUCAGAGGAAGGAGAGGGAAAGAACCCAGUGGACUACAUCCAGGGUUUGCUGGACCUGAAGUCUCGCUUUGAUCGCUUCCUGCAGGAGUCCUUUAAUAACGACCGGCUGUUCAAACAGACCAUAGCGGGCGACUUUGAGUACUUCCUCAAUCUCAAUCCUCGGUCGCCCGAGUACCUCUCGCUCUUUAUUGAUGACAAGCUGAAGAAGGGCGUGAAAGGACUUACUGAGCAAGAGGUUGAAUCCAUCCUGGAUAAGGCCAUGGUGCUGUUCAGGUUCAUGCAGGAGAAGGACGUCUUCGAGCGCUACUACAAACAGCACCUGGCCAGGAGGCUCCUAACCAACAAGAGCGUCUCCGACGACUCGGAGAAGAACAUGAUCUCAAAGUUAAAGACGGAGUGUGGCUGUCAGUUCACCUCUAAACUGGAAGGCAUGUUCAGGGACAUGAGCAUCUCAAACACAACCAUGGAUGAGUUCCGCCAGCACCUGCAAUCAACAGGGGUAUCUUUGGGUGGUGUUGACCUCACAGUGAGGGUGUUGACAACAGGUUACUGGCCAACUCAAUCAGCCACACCCAAGUGUAACAUCCCCCCUUCACCCAGACAUGCAUUCGAGGUUUUUAGAAGGUUUUAUUUGGCCAAGCACAGUGGCAGGCAGCUCACACUACAGCACCACAUGGGCUCUGCAGAUCUCAAUGCUACCUUCUAUGGACCAAUUAAAAAGGAGGAUGGCUCUGAUGUGGGUGUGGGUGGUGCCCAGGUGACAGGUUCCAAUACCAGAAAGCAUAUUCUUCAAGUCUCCACCUUCCAAAUGACCAUUCUGAUGCUCUUUAACAACAGAGAGAAGUCUACCUUUGAGGAGAUCCAGCAGGAAACGGACAUCCCGGAACGAGAGCUGGUGCGGGCGCUGCAGUCUCUUGCCUGUGGAAAGCCCACCCAGCGAGUGCUCACAAAGGAGCCCAAAUCCAAAGAGAUCGAGAAUGGGCAUGUAUUUACAGUCAACGACCAGUUCACCUCCAAAUUGCACAGAGUAAAGAUCCAGACAGUUGCUGCUAAGCAGGGCGAGUCCGACCCCGAGAGGAAAGAAACACGGCAGAAAGUGGACGACGACAGAAAGCAUGAGAUCGAAGCGGCCAUCGUUCGCAUCAUGAAGUCCAGGAAAAAGAUGCAGCACAAUGUGCUAGUAGCAGAGGUCACUCAGCAGUUACGGGCACGAUUCCUUCCUAGUCCUGUGGUUAUUAAAAAGCGCAUUGAAGGACUCAUAGAGAGGGAGUAUUUGGCACGAACGCCAGAAGACCGCAAAGUGUACACUUAUGUAGCGUAAAUGUGGCAUGAAUUUCAAAUAAAAUCUGGAGAUGAAGAGUGCAAGAAAGUUAUUUUGGGACUUGCUAUGCGCAUGAACUGGGAGGUUUUCGUUGUUUUUUCCCUUUUUUUUUUUUUUUUUUGUUUGUUUCUUUUUUGUUUUCCACCGUUUCUGGGGUAAACUGAGAAGUUAACCUUUAACCUUCUGUACGAAGUGGUUUUAAAUAGUUCCUAGCAGUUCACAAAAAAGCCUUCCAAAGCUUCCAUGGAACUGGAUGUGAUUCAGCUCUGGACUUGCAGACGAGGUGUUUGUCUCUGUGAGAGAACUGUGCUAGGGUCGCUGUAAACCCUAUAAAACUGACCUGGAAGAACAACAGAAGUGCCCAAACAAAAGAAGAAUGAUGGCUUUUCAAUGUGCAACUGCUUCCACAUAGCAUUCAGGUCACAGUGAAAUACAGUACGUAAACCUUCCCAGAUUUCUUUUUUGUUAGCUUGAGCCUCUUUUCCAUGUCUGUGUAAACGUGUUAGUGUUCUGUGGCACCAUGUUGGUUCAACAGGUAGAACACUGCCUGCAGAAGAUUUUUAAAAAAUUGAGGCGGGGUAUCAGAGAGCCAUAUCGUUGCUUUGAAGCAUGCCAUUUCUGAUGCGGGGUGGACUAACAAUUUCAAGAACUGGUUUGAACUGGUUUGAACUGGUUUCCUUGUUUUAAUGUUUUCUCUAUUUGGCAUGGCCAAAUGUAAAUUUAAAUAUUAGCUUAUUUUGUAGGGUCCUUCAGAUGCAGUUCAAUAAGAGGGUUUGGGGUUUUGUGCGGGGGGGGGGUUUGCUUGUUUUUUUUUUUGUUUGUUUUUUUUCCUUUCAGUAAAAGAAGGAACUUCUGGAGCAUUGUGUCUAAAAGUGUAUAAAUUGUAAAAUAAUUAUUGUACUCAUGAAGUGAACUGUACAGGGCCUUGUUUUCAUCAUUAUUAAAUGUAGAAAAGGAGAUAAAAAAUAAAUGGAUUUGCUGCUUUG